UUUCCGGUGUUGUGUAUAUUCCUGGAAACAUGGCGGCCAGCUUCCGCGGCCGUCCUAUCCGGAGUCUUCGGAUGCGAGGUCGGAAUGACAGCGGGGAGGAGAACGUACCGCUGGAUCUGACCAGAGAACCAUCAGAAAACUUCCGUGAAAUCCUUCAAAAUGUGGCCAAACCACAUGGAGUCAGUAACAUGCGAAAAUUGGGCCACCUGAACAACUUCAUAAAGCUGCUAUGCAGCAUUAGCCAUCGUGAGGAAAACUUUGGAUUUACAUACGAAGAAAUCAUCAUUUGUCUGCGACUAGCUCUACUGAAUGAGGCUAAGGAAGUGCGUGCUGCAGGGUUGCGGGCGCUCCGCUACCUCAUUAGAGACACUGCCGUGCUGCAGAAGGUCCUCAGACUACAGGUGGACUAUUUGAUAGCAAGAUGUAUUGACAUCCAGCAGAGCAAUGAGGGGGAGAGGACUCAGGCUCUGAGAUUAGUCCGAAAGAUUAUCACUGUCAAUGCGAUGCUGUUCCCCUCCUCUGUGGCAAACUCUCUCAUUGCCGUGGGAACCGAUGGACUACAGGAGAGAGACCGCAUGGUCCGCGCAGCCAUCGCCAUCGUAUGUGAGCUCGCUCUGAAGAACCCUGAGGUGGUGGCCAAACGUGGAGGCCUCAGUACCAUCCUAAAGAGUGUGAUUGACUGUCAACUGAGUCGCAUCAACGAAGCUUUGAUCACCACCAUCCUCCAUCUACUCAACCACCCACGUACCCGUCAGUAUGUGCGUGUUGACGUCGAACUGGAGCAAAUCCUCGCUCCUUUCACAGAUUUUCACUACCGUCACAACGCAGACACAGCUGAAGGGCAGCUCAAAGAGGACAGAGAGGCCCGUUUCUUGUCGAGUAGAAUGGCCAUAGUGGCAGCCUUUCGCUCCUGGUCUGGAAUUAUCAACCUAUGCAAGGUUGGAAAUUCUGGAAUCCAAUCUUUAAUUGGCUUACUUUGCAUACCAAAUAUGGAAGUUAGAAAAGGCUUGUUGGAGGUGUUGUAUGAGAUAUUUAGGCUCCCUGUGCCCAUUGUAACUGAAGACUUCACGGAAGCUCUUCUAAGUGUUGACCCCGCCAGGUUCCAGGACGCCUGGAGACUCUCUGAUGGGUUUCUUGCUGCUGAGGCCAAAGUCAUCUUACCCCAUCGAGCCCGCUCUAGGCCUGAUCUGAUGGACAACUACCUGGCAUUUGUUCUUUCUGCUUUCAUCUCCAGUGGGCUGUUGGAGGGCCUCGUUGAAGUUGUGACCAGUAGCGAUGAUCAGCUCGCUGUGAGAGCCACGAUCCUCUUGGGAGAACUUCUACACAUGGCAAACACCAUCCUUCCCCAUUCUCACAGUCACCACCUGCACUGCCUCCCCACCCUCAUCAACAUGGCAGCUUCCUUUGAUAUCGCACAGCAGAAACGACUUCGGGCAAGUGCAGCAGUCAACAAUCUUAAGUGUUUCCAUGAAAAGAAGAAGAAAGGUUUGAAACCACACAGUCUUUACCUGGACCACAUCAUCCGCAAGUCUGUGUCUUCACAUAGCCGCAAAGAGUCACACUCACGUGUCCACAGGGACAUCUAUGCCAUUAAGGACACAGAGGAAGCCCUGAUGUUGAACCUUAGAGACAGUCACAUUCUCAACCACAAGCAGAACCUGGAGUGGAACUGGUUGCUUAUUGCCACCAUCCUUAAGUGGCCGCAUGUAAACCUCAGGAACAACAAAGAUGAACAUAUGCACAAGUUUGUGCGAAGGCUGCUGUACUUUUAUAAGCCCAGUAGUAAAUUAUACGGAGGGCUGGCGUUGGAUCACCCAAAGGCCAGACAACUCACUGUGGUUGGCUGUCAAUUCAUCGAGUUCCUCAUGGAAUCAGAUGAGGAUGGCCAGGGUUACCUGGAGGACCUGGUGAAGGACAUGGUGUCAUGGCUCUCCUCGUCCUCAGGGCUGAAGCCUGAGCGCUGUCUGCAGAGUAAUGGUCUGCUCACCACACUCAGCCAACACUACUUCCUCUUCCUGGGGACUCUCUCUGCACACCCACAGGGAGUCAAACUGCUGGAGAAAUGUGGCCUGUUUCAGUGCCUGCUGAAUCUGUGCUCUGUGAAGAACCAGGAUGCUGUGCUGAAACUCGCUGUAUCCACACUGGACUACAGCAGAGACGGUCUGGCCAGAGUGAUCCUCUCCAAGAGCCUCACUGCUGCUACUGAUGCGUGCCGGUUGUAUUCCACCAAACACCUCCGUGUGCUGCUGCGGGCGAGCGUGGAGUUCUUCAGCAGCUGGGGAAUGGAGCUGCUGGUCACACAGCUUCACGACCACAGCAAGGCUGUGUCCAUGGAAGCCCUGGACAUACUGGACGAGGCCUGCGAGGACAAGGCCAACCUCCAUGCUCUCAUCCAGCUGAAACCAGCUCUGUCCCACCUGGGAGACAAGGGCCUCCUGCUGCUCCUCAGGUUCCUCUCCAUUCCGAAGGGUUUCUCCUACCUCAAUGAGAGAGGUUACAUCAGCAAACAGCUGGACAAAUGGCAGAAGGAAUACAACCUUAAGUACGUGGACCUGAUAGAGGAGCAGCUCAACGAAGCACUAACAACCUACCGCAAACCUGUCGAUGGAGACAACUACGUCCGACGCAGCAACCAAAGGUUACAAAGACCAAACGUCUAUCUCCCUGUGCACUUGUACGGUCAGCUGGUCCACGAUAAGACGGGCUGUCAUCUUUUGGAGGCGCAGAGUGUGGUUCCUGACCUCAGCUAUACGGUUCGCUCCCCGAUGCUGGACACCUGGGAGGGUAUUAAACAGCUAAAGUCUGCUCUCUGGGCCCUGGGCAACAUUGGCUCUUCAAAUUGGGGACUGAAUCUCCUGCAGGAGGAGAAUGUCAUUCCUGACAUCCUCACAUUGGCUCAGCACUGUGACGUGCUGUCAGUGCGAGGGACAUGUGUUUAUGUGCUGGGUGUCAUCUCCAAGACCAGGCAGGGUUGUGAGGUGCUGAAGCAGUAUGGUUGGGAUUCAGUCAGACACAGUCGCAGGACGCUGUGGCCUGUCACUCCAGAAGAGGUUGAUGCACAGUUGACCGCUGAACUCUCCUCAGUACCAAGCACACUCAGUCUGAACUCAGAAUCCACGAGCUCGCGCCACAACAGCGAGAGCGAGUCUCAACCAAACAUGUACAUCCUGGACGAUGACAAGUGUGAUUUUCUGGACCAGUCAGAUGAGCCCUCUUUCUAUCUACACUCCAAACCAGUCAAGGACCGCAGCCCCUUCACAAUCCUGGCCUCCACACGCUUUGUUCGCACUCGCUUCCUCAACUCCCUUUCUCUCCCCAGCAAGAAGCUGCGCUCCACCAGUGACCCCAAGAACUUAUCAGGCACUCGCACACCUACUGAACUCAAGAUGGGAAGUAUGAGGCGGAACAGGACAGUGACGGAGCCCUCUGUCUACAGCCCAAACCAGGGGGACGUUUUCACUCCUGUGUUUAAUGGCAGAGGAAUGCCGAAGAGUCCCACAGUCAGCCUGGAGACAUCCUUUGUUGGGACCAGGGGCGGCUCUGAGGAGCAGCUUGUGGAUGGUAGGCUGGCCAGGGGAGGAGGCUCAGGCCUUGGACUAAGUGGUCUGGGAGGGCAUGGGGCCGUGGAGCACCCCAGCGGGGAGAGGGAGCAAAGCAGCCGAGAGCGUCUAGCAGGAGAUGGUGGCUCCUCGUCUAGUGGAGGCAAUGUGGGAGGGGGCGGAGGAGGUACUCAGUUUAAAAGCCGCAGCCAGAGCUUUAACACGGACACCACAACCAGUGGCAUCAGCUCCAUGAGCUCCAGUCCUUCCAGGGAGACUGUUGGAAACCCUGAGCAUCCAGAACCCGAACCAGACUCCUCUGACUGUGUGAGCCUCAACACAGUGGUGUCAGCCAAGACUGUCAAAACGCUCUCUUCUCUCACCCCCCAGGCUCAGAUUAACCACAUGUCAAAGUCCUCAACUGUCUCUUUGGUACCGCCUGGCUCGUCACACACUCUUCCCCGCCGAGCUCAGUCUCUCAAGUCUCCUUCAGUGACCACCAUCAAGAGCCUGGCUGACUGUAGCUUCAUGUACACCAGCCCACGGGACGCGCUGGGCUACGCUACGCUGAAGAGGCUGCAGCAGCAAAGGAUACACCCGUCUUUGUCUCACAGCGAAGCUUUGGCUUCACCAGCCAAAGAUGUGCUGUUCACCGACACCAUCACUAUGAAAACCGGCAGCCUGGAUUCCAGAUUAACGCCUCGCAGGAUAUCAGAUAGGAGGGGUACCUGUCCAGAUCCCAGCGUCUUAAGUCCGUACCGCAGGCUGUCCAGAACACUUGUACCGCGGUGGGUGGACCUACCCAGCGUCCUCCUCUGUAGAGAUGUAGCUUCUAGCACAGACCCAGACAAAUGUGUCCUAGCUGUGUGCCUGCAGUUGUUUUUCCAUUGCUUUGAGUCCUGUAGUGUGAAUAGGCCCCGUGUAGAUGGUCAGUUGCUGGUCGUUCCCUCCUCUUAGAGCUGCAACCCUUCCUAUCAGGUAGAGAUAGGUGACAUUAUAUUGUGGUUGUUCUGAUUUUAAACAACACAGCAAGGUUUUUAAUUGUCACUCAUCCAUGUUAAGAAAACGGUGGGUAAAGAAAUAUAGACGGGAACAGGUCCAAAAUAUGUUGAAACAGUGUGAGGAAUUCUCUACCUUUGAUGUCAAAGUGGAAGGACAUAAGCUCUUAACUUUCACUGGAUAUUAAACUCUCUUUUCACAUUCACUGUGAAGCAUUUUACCCAUUAUGGUUAUUUGAUAAUAAUUUUAAAUUUCAUGUGAUCGAUUAACAGUCUUGCACAGCAUUUUAAAUCUCAUUCUAUAGAAAUUAUGAGAGGAAAAAGGUAUCAAUUAAGGUAGAGUCAGCAAUUCUGGAAAAAGAUUGUUGAUAUUUGAACUCGACACCUAAAUACAUUUUUUUUAAAUGGUUUACCCUCCCUUUCUCUUUAUAUAUCCAUGGUCUUUUCCCUGUCUUGUCCUAUGCACAAGCACACAAGCCCCCUGUUGCUGAUUGGCUGGAAUAGUUUAGUGUGGCUUGGCCAAAGCAACUUUGUGUGUUUCACUUUUACAGGGCCAUAGCUUUGUAUGAACCCCAAAUCUUUUUCUCAUAAUUUGUCCAAAAGUAUUAGAUUGUAAUCCCUGACGACACCUUUUAAUCAGUUCAUUCAGUUCUUAAUUAUUCUAUUAAUGUGUCUGUUCUAUGAAAGGGAAGAAAAUAUCCUCACGCCCUUGGUUUAAAUUGUGUUUCGCCUCGCAGGUAAGUCAGCCAUCGCUGAAGAUGCGAAUUAAGUCGUUUUUAGAGAAAAAGUCUAAACCUGACCCCAUUUCUGCUCCUGUAGCGUAAACAGCUAUUUGCCUUGGAUAGUGUUUGACUUCUGUCGACCGUAGCAAUGACAGGUGUGAGUGUUUUUUUUGUGCACCUUCUGUGUCUGUCAGGAUAUCAGAUAGGAGGGGUACCUGUCCAGAUCCCAGCGUCUUAAGUCCGUACCGCAGGCUGUCCAGAACACUUGUACCGCGGUGGGUGGACCUACCCAGCGUCCUCCUCUGUAGAGAUGUAGCUUCUAGCACCGACCCAGACAAAUGUGUCCUAGCUGUAGCUCUGUGCCUGCAGUUGUUUUUCCAUUUCGUUGAGUCCUGUAACGUUUAAUAGAUUGGUCAGUUGCUGGUUGUUCCCGCCUCUCAAAGCUGUGACCCAUCCCAAAUGUAUUCAAUUAUGUGAAAAGAAAAGCAGCAAAUCCUUGAGAAACUUGAACCAGCGAAUGUUGAGAAUUCUUUUAAUAUAUU
Cyclopterus lumpus (lumpfish) is the source of this 5801-nucleotide messenger RNA. RefSeq names its product rapamycin-insensitive companion of mTOR-like. Gene Ontology annotation, cellular component: TORC2 complex. Bases 30 to 4496 code for a protein of 1488 amino acids. Gene Ontology annotation, molecular function: protein serine/threonine kinase activator activity. Gene Ontology annotation, biological process: TORC2 signaling; positive regulation of phosphatidylinositol 3-kinase/protein kinase B signal transduction. The transcript has 32 exons. NCBI's taxonomy places the organism in Eukaryota, Metazoa, Chordata, Actinopteri, Perciformes, Cyclopteridae. The record is from RefSeq and is a predicted model, not a curated record.